Molecule: messenger RNA, 556 nt
Organism: Heterotrigona itama
Lineage: Eukaryota; Metazoa; Arthropoda; Insecta; Hymenoptera; Apidae
Source: the annotation of a GenBank genome assembly
AUGACACAGUGGGGUUCCGAAGAACCGCUAAGUCGGAUUAUCAAAGACGCUAGAAUACAAGAAUCUCACCUUACCCUUUCGGACGAGGCUGCAGUUCCCACGAUGUCCCUGUAGUGCUGUGAUCGCAAAAUGGAUACAACAGGAUGUGACACGAAAAUGGUAUAAGAUUAUGUCGAUUUUAUUACCAUGGCCGCGAAAAUACAUGGUCAUGCAAUGUUUAUUCAUAUAUUCUUCGUCUGUGCCAACAAUUCACAAAUUACCUACAGAGCAACCACUAAACUCUUCCAGUACCAAAAGACCUCUGUCACAAACAUCAGCCGAUGACAAACCCAACUACAUAAGCUUAAAUGACAACUUCAUGUCUUCACUAACCAAUCUACAUAAAAAAAUUGCACUAAAACCACUAUACUCCCAAUCUCCAGUAUUCGAUGCCAAACUAGAGAAAAUGCUGGCCCCAGAAAUAAUAAACAAUAAAAUUCCUAUGCACAAUCUAAACAACUCUCAAAAACCUCCUCUAAGACAUCUUCGGAUCAGCUCAUCCAGUAGAAAUCGUUAG